Messenger RNA from Symbiodinium sp. CCMP2592, 1569 nucleotides. The record is from the annotation of a GenBank genome assembly. NCBI's taxonomy places the organism in Eukaryota, Dinophyceae, Suessiales, Symbiodiniaceae.
AUGCAGUACGCAAAAGCUGUGGAGGAGGAAUCCAGGAAGCGCCCACCCCAGGAUGAUGCUCUUGAUGUCGGGCUUAGCAAGAGGAUGAAACAAGAACAGGCUGCCUUGGAGAAGUACAUGAACGAGCAGAUGAGCAAGCUACGAGGGCAAAUGCAACAGGAGCUAGUGCAGCAUCAGCAGGCCCUUGACGAAGCCAGGAAGCAGCAUGAGGCGGCACUGCAGGCAGAGCAGGAGAGGCAGGAGCAGCUUAUGAUGCAGCGCCAGGCCGAGCACGAGGCAACCUUACAGGAGGAGCGGGAGCAGCACGAGCACAACCUUUGCUUGCUCAUCGAGCAAGCCUCUUCUGCCCAAGCAGAGGCCGUACGAUCUAUGCAGACAGCACCCAAGCCUGCAAAGGCUGACACUGCUCCCAAGCCGGAUGCAAACCGCGCAGAUGCUCAUGAUGCUAAAGCUAAGCUGCGGGCAAAGAUGGAAGCCCACACACCCGGGCCCCAGUCAGCCCAGCCUGCUUUGCAGGCCCCAAACCCGUCCCAGGCCAUUGCUGUUGCAACAACCCCGCAAGCUGCCCCAGCAGCCCAGCUUGCUUUGGCCGUUCCGGUUGCCAAACAGCUGCCACCCCCUGCCCAGACCCAGCUCGCUGUGCAGCCCGCAGGCCCUCCGCAAGGGAUUGGUUCUGGACCUUUCAACUCCUCCACCCAUCCAAACGCUUGGGGGGCUUUGUACCGAAUCACGCGGGCACCAGACUGCCUGGCAGAGAUCAAACAAGCGUGGGAUGCAGGAGCCAAGCUGAACUGCCUCAUCACCUUCCGCACCAAGACCGUGAAGUGGCGAAAGAACCUCCAAGGCUACUCUUGGAAAACCGAAGCCGAGAUGCGGAAGCCGCCUCUCGAGUGGGAGGAGUCGAGGAUUCAGGGUGCCAUCAAGCACUGUGAGAAGAAGAAGCUCACUAAGUGCCAUGGUGAGACGUGUUGUGACACGACCGUCCUUGUAGCAGCUUGUGAAUAUAUGUGUGUGUGUGCUGCAUUAGAUGGAGUUGCAUGUCAUCCUAGGAAAGACUUGUAUGACCCCAACAUCCGCAAGUACCUUGUUUUGGUGCGGGAUGAUGUUGAAUCCGCAGAAGAGAAGCUGCAAGAGCUGCAGCAAGAGAUGGCGCAAAUGGGCCUCUUGUCCAGUGACUUCGAGCUCGGAGACAUCAUGGAGGAAUUGGAUGGGGAGACCACCACAGACAACUCCAAGCCACAGCCAGGUGGCAAGAAGCGCUUGGCCGAGUACCCCACGGUGGAGGGCGAGGAAUCUAUUCAGGAAUACCUUGGACAAUACCGACGUGCAGUCCUUACCCGCAAAGCUCUGCUGAAGGGUGCUCGUGAGCGGCUCGAGAAGGAGGGAUCAAAGGGCCACGAGCUCCUUCACCCAUGGAACCAAGACAAGCUCGGGUGCCUCUUGAACGAGCUGGCCAAGAUCGAAGCUGGUGCCGAGGGUGGGGUGACUCACUUUGCCAAGACGGCCGCGAAGACCAAGGCCGCUCCAAAAAAAACGCCGGCUCCUCCGGAUUCGGAGGGAGCCAAGUGA